Molecule: messenger RNA, 3343 nt
Organism: Sphaeramia orbicularis (orbiculate cardinalfish)
Lineage: Eukaryota; Metazoa; Chordata; Actinopteri; Kurtiformes; Apogonidae
Product: forkhead box protein K2-like
Exons: 9
Coding region: 189-2042 (617 amino acids)
Biological process (GO): regulation of transcription by RNA polymerase II
Molecular function (GO): DNA-binding transcription factor activity, RNA polymerase II-specific; protein binding; RNA polymerase II cis-regulatory region sequence-specific DNA binding
Source: RefSeq, a predicted model, not a curated record
UCGCGGCGGUGGGUCGGAGCCGCUGCGUCCCCGGUCUGGCACGUUCCUAGCCAAAUUCUCCACUGUGUAAAAUUGGAUUCCCCCUUUUUCACUAAACAAAUAGAAAUAUCCCUCUUCAAUUCCCUGCAACCGCGUAUAGGUUUGCCGUUAAAAUACGCCUCUAAACCCCCCAGCAGAUACUUCAGAAGAUGGCGGUGGUAAGCGGGAUGUCGGGGUCGGCGGUAGCCCGGCUGGAGGGCCGAGAAUUCGAGUAUCUGAUGAAGAAAAGGUCGGUGACCAUCGGCCGGAACUCCUCGCAGGGUUCGGUGGACGUCAGCAUGGGACACUCGAGCUUCAUCUCCCGGCGGCACCUCGAGAUAUUCACCGCCGGAGAAGACGGCACAGGCACGGGGGAAUUCUACCUCCGAUGUCUUGGAAAAAACGGGGUGUUUGUUGAUGGGGUGUUCCAGAGAAGAGGGGCUCCACCUCUUCAGCUCCCACGAAUGUGUUGUUUCCGGUUUCCCAGCACGAGUAUAAAGAUCACGUUCACAGCCCUGUCCAACGAUAAGAAAGAGCCAAGGAACGUGCCCGAAUCACCGGUUAAGCCUGUCCAGCCCCAGAUUUCCCCACUGACCAUCAACAUUCCUGACAACAUCGCCCACCUCAUGAGCCCGCUGCCUUCACCCACUGGUACCAUCAGUGCAGCAAACUCCUGUCCAUCAAGUCCGCGGGGGGCGGGACUCUCCAGCUACAGGACAGGCCGAGUACUGGCUGCCGACCUUAUAGGAGACAACUCCCAAUCAGAAAACGACAAGGAGGCCUCAGGUGAAGACAGCCCAAAGGAUGACUCAAAACCACCAUAUUCAUAUGCACAGUUAAUAGUCCAAGCUAUUACCAUGGCUCCGGAUAAACAGCUAACACUGAAUGGAAUAUACACCCACAUCACCAAGAACUACCCCUACUACAGAACAGCUGAUAAAGGCUGGCAGAAUUCAAUCCGUCAUAACCUGUCCCUGAACCGCUACUUCAUCAAAGUGGCCCGGUCUCAGGAGGAGCCGGGCAAGGGCUCAUUCUGGAGGAUCGACCCGGCCUCUGAAGGCAAACUCAUAGAACAGGCCUUCAGGAAGCGUAGGCCCAGAGGGGUUCCCUGCUUCAGGACCCCUGUUGGACCGCUGUCAUCCAGGAGUGCUCCGGCUUCUCCAAACCACACAGGAGCUCUAUCGGCUCACUCCAGCGGGGUCCAGACCCCCGACAGCCUCUCCAGAGAGGGCUCCCCGGUCCCCAUGGAGUCAGAGCCGACCCCGCCGCCAGCGCCCACCCCUGCAGCCCCAGUACAGCCCAAACUCGCCGUCAUCCAGGAGGCCCGCUUCGCACAGAACUCUCCUGGCUCCCCCCUCAACAAUCAACCCGUGUUGAUCGCCGUGCAGCGCCAGAUGCCUCAAACAACCAUGAAGCCUGUGACCUACGCCAUGGCCACACCGGCCAUCGUAACGACGACAGGUAGCCCCGCCCCCGUAAUGCAGACGGUGCACGUCGUCCAUCAGAUCCCAGCUGUCACCAUGGCGACGGUCGCCGGACAGCCUACAGCUACAGUGAGCCCAGAGCCUCAGGAGAACGGAGGAGGGGACCAUCAGGAGAUCAAAGUAAAAGUGGAGCCGGUCCCGUCCAUCACAGCCUCAUCUAUAGGUGGAGUCAGUCGCAUCAUCCAGACUUCUCAGGCUGCUCCGCUCACAACGGUUACCAUCGUGCAACAGGCCCCGCUCGGUCAGCACCAGCUCCCAAUAAAGGCCAUCACACAGAACGGGACUCACCUGGUCCCCAUCAGCACUGCUGCUAACACAGCCGUUGCCAACCCCCUCCACCUCCUGGCAACCCAUGCCUCCGCCUCCGCCUCCCUCCCCACCAAGAGGCAGAACGGUGAACUGCAAGACCAGCCCUUGUCCAAACGGGCCAAAACAGAAGAGGAGGAAGACGAAGGCGAGGCCUCCACCAACAACGGCAGCAGCAACAACACGGACAGAGCCGUAGAGGGAGGGGUCAGUGAACAGCUCAGCGACAAGUAGCUCGGCAUCCUGACCCCUGACCCUUCUCUCCAUGGAGCCUCACACCUUCCACAUUCUCAGCCCUCCAUCUUAACCUGGUUAUCAUGUUCUCCAAGGUGCCAAAAAGAGAAGAGAUGUGGAAACUUCAGAAUGUGCAACCCUCCACCACCCCCCCAACCCUUACCAACUUCCUCUUCCGUAGUAUUAAAGAACACGAUGCAAAAACUAAAGACCAAAUUGAAAAUCAAAGAAAAGUUGCUGUGAAUCCCCGACAUUUGAGACCCAGAUGGCGCCAAGAAGCACAUUGGGGACAAAACUCAAGAGAAAUUACUUACCAACGUCUCAUCUUUGCCUUCCCAGAGUGCAGUGGGGCGACAAAGAGUCGACAUUGGCCAUCCCGGUAGCAUUGCAGACAGACAAGCGCUUUAUGAAAUGAGUGGGAUAGAAAAGAAAAGUGAACAGUAGUGUAUUGGGCAAAGGGAAAGCGUUGUGUACGUGUGGACAUUCCCAUCUUCGGCAGCUAGCCUCCAUGUUGACCUACCUAACCACGUUGUGAGUAGAUAUGCAGUAUUCCGUUGUACAAGUGUAUCUUUGGAUCUUUUUAAGUGUUUCUCCGUCUCCUAAGGCACAGACACUUGUCUAGUAAUAACUAAGAUACUAAAAGCUAUAAGUGGGCUCUAUGAACAUUGAAACAUCACCUGGUAUUUUGGGAUCCUUUUUGUUUUGUAUGUGGACUCUGUUCAGUGAAAUGAAUGUAGUCUUCUUUUUCCUUUGAAGAAAACACUAUCUAUGGAGUGGAUGUUCUGUUUUUCUGCUCAUUCAUGCAAUUUCUUUAUUACUGUACAUCAGAUUUUUCAUAUUUUACAAAUACCCUAUGAGAGAAAAAAAAAGUAUAUUCCCAUGCGUAUUUGACCAUAUGCUUCAUCCAGCUUGCAUGUUACGGAUCUAGAGACAGUGAGCAGAUUAUCUGAAUAUGGAACUGAAGAAAAUUUAGACUGAAUCUACGCUAUAUGAUUCUGACCAGUGCUGCACUUAACCCUUAGUUUCUUUUUAAUGUUUCUUUCGUUUGCUCUCCUCUGUCAUCAUUUGGCUGUUUGUUACCUUUGAGUCUGUUUUGCUUGAUUCUUUUUCUUCCGUUUCAGGCUACUAAAAAAAGUCUAUUCAGAUUGUAUUCUAUGUUACAUGAGGAAAAACAAGUGAUAGGUGUUUGUUCUGCUUCAGUGGGUAUAAAAAUGCUUUUUUUUAUAAAUUUAUUUAAAAUGCAUAGUUGCUUAGUUUGUAUUCCUUUGAGUAAAAAGCCUUCUCCGCUGGGCAAAGUCAAA